This is a messenger RNA of Polychytrium aggregatum, 1591 nucleotides long. Its product is annotated as PCI domain-containing protein. The transcript has 13 exons. Lineage: Eukaryota; Fungi; Chytridiomycota; Chytridiomycetes; Polychytriales. Gene Ontology annotation, molecular function: structural molecule activity. Gene Ontology annotation, biological process: ubiquitin-dependent protein catabolic process. Gene Ontology annotation, cellular component: proteasome regulatory particle, lid subcomplex. The record is from RefSeq and is a predicted model, not a curated record. The coding region runs from base 65 to 1336 and encodes 423 amino acids.
CCUUGUGCGCCAUCAUCCCCGACCAACUCCAGAACCGCUCCACUCCCUCGCCGCACUCUCCGCCAUGUCUCUGCUUCCCGAUCUCGCUCGCGCAGAGGAGCUCGCCAAGUCCAGCCAGCGACAGCAAGCCAUUGCUCUCUUCCAGACUCUGCUCACUACGGCCCAAUCUCGAGAGUCGAGCACAGAGGAAGAUCUCAAGGUCAAGGAAACCGCCAUCACCCAGCUUGGCUCUCUCUACGGCACCGAAAAAAAGCCUGAGGACCUUGCCAACCUCAUCAGAUCGUCUCGGACCUUCCUCGCCACGAUUCCCAAGGCCAAGACUUCGAAAAUCAUUCGAACCUUGCUGGAAAACUUCUCCGAGAUCCCGGACUCGCUGCCACUGCAGGUGCAAGUCUGCCGAGAGUCGAUCGAGUGGGCCACGACUGAGAAGCGGAUCUUUCUGAAGCAGCAGCUCGAGACCAAGAUGAUUGCCCUGUUCUUGGAUAACAAGAUGUACUCGGAUGCCUUGACCCUGAUCGGCACGCUCUUGAAGGAACUGAAACGACUGGACGACAAGGCCGUCUUGAUGGAGGUUCAGCUUCUGGAGAGUCGAGUGUAUCACUGUCUCCGCAACCAGGCAAAGUCGAGGGCUGCUCUCACCUCGGCCCGUACGUCCGCCAAUGCUGUGUACUGCCCUCCUCUGAUGCAAGCCCAGCUGGAUAUGCAGUCGGGCAUCCUGCAUGCCGAAGAGAAGGAUUACAAGACUGCUUACUCGUACUUUUACGAGGCUCUCGAAGGAUUCUCGUCGCAAGAUGACCGCCGAGCCCUUCUGGGACUCAAGUACAUGCUCCUCUGCAAGAUCAUGCUUAACCUGACGGACGACGUUCAUUCCAUCAUCAACGGCAAGCUGGCCCUCCGAUACGCUGGCCCUGAAAUCGAGGCCAUGCGUGCUGUUGCCAAUGCGCACCAGAACCGCUCCCUGUUGGAGUUUGAGCAAGCGCUAUCAAAGUACAAGGACGAGCUCGGCAACGAUCCCAUCAUCCGCUCUCAUCUGGCGGACCUGUACGAUACGCUGCUGGAGCAGAACCUGCUGCGAAUCAUCGAGCCGUUCUCCAAGGUCGAGAUUGCCCACGUCGCAGCGCUGGUGAAGCUGCCUGUGACAACUGUGGAGAGCAAGCUCUCGCAGAUGAUCCUGGACAAGGUGUUCCACGGUAUACUGGACCAGGGCGCAGGAUGCUUGAUCGUCUUUGACGAGCCCAUUUCUGAUAAAACAUACGAACUUGCACUCGAUACCUUGAAGCAUAUGAGCCAGGCUGUCGAGUCGCUGUACGAAAAGGCUGCAAACUUGACCUACUGAGCUCGCGAUCGGGCUUGUGGAUCUGGCCCAUUCAUAUGCCAUUGAUCCGAUCGGUAGCCGCGAUCGCCCGAUUUCGGAUCGUGGCUCUAGAGUCUGGGUACUGAGGGAGGGCCGCGGUUCAUCCCGGACUGAGGCAUCGCUGAGGCAUCGCUGAGGCAUCGCCGACAUGGCACUCAAGCCGUGCAUGUUCCCUCAUCAAACGAGCAAACGAGCAAACGAGCAACACGAGCACUCUUCGCGACCCGUCAGCGCACA